Messenger RNA from Aricia agestis (brown argus), 1500 nucleotides. RefSeq names its product jerky protein homolog-like. Lineage: Eukaryota; Metazoa; Arthropoda; Insecta; Lepidoptera; Lycaenidae. Gene Ontology annotation, cellular component: nucleus. The transcript is spliced from 2 exons. Gene Ontology annotation, molecular function: DNA binding. The record is from RefSeq and is a predicted model, not a curated record. Bases 48 to 1028 code for a protein of 326 amino acids.
CGUUGUUGUUGUGUGCAGGACGCCAUAUUGUUUUUUACUACCCAAAAAUGCCGAGAGUUCGAGUGAGGAAGACUUCCAGAGGGGAAAUUAACUUGUCGAGCUAUAGUAAUGCAUAUGAGGAGGUAAAAGCUGGGGAUUCACUACGGAAAGCGGCGGACAAGCAUGGUAUAAACCACUGUUCCCUAUUAAGAUACAUUCGAAAGCGAGAUGUGUCCGGGAAAGACGAUGAAGGUAUGGGGUAUAAAGCACACAAUCGUGUUUUCAAUGAAGAUCAGGAGCGAGAAUUAUCAAAAUAUUUGAUUCGAUGUGCUGAUAUAUAUUUCGGACUAUCCAAGAAAGAGGCUUACGAACUUACCAUUAAGUAUAAUUUAUCACGUCCUCGAACUUGGGAUGACAACGGAAUGGCUGGUGAAGAAUGGUUUCGGAUGUUUAUGAGAAGAAACCCUGAACUGUCCGUACACGCCGCACAAGCUACAAGCUUAGCAAGGGCGACAAGCUUCAAUAAAAGUAACGUAGAUGUCUUCUAUGAUAAUCUGUCCAUUGUCAUGGACCGUUAUAAAUUUGAGCCCCAAGAUAUAUAUAACGUAGAUGAAACCGGCAUAACCACCGUGCAAAAGCCUGACAGAGUUAUAGCUAGACGUGGUGCUGGUCAAGUUGAUUCAGUAACCUCAGGUGAAAGAGGUACUUUAGUGACAGUAACCUUUGCAGUAAACGCCAUUGGAAAUGUUUUCCCACCAUUUUUUGUGUUUCCGCGAGCACGAUUCCAAGACCAUUUUGUUAGGGAUGGGCCAAUAGGGUCUAGUGGAGCUGCAAAUCCCUCAGGUUGGAUGCAAGAUGAAUCAUUCCUGAAUUUUCUAAAACACUUUCAAAAGCAUUCCAAGGUUUCUCUGUCACACAAAGUUUUACUCGUACUAGAUAACCAUUCCUCACACGUACACAUAAACACACUGGACUAUUGCAAGAACAAUGGAAUUGUGUUAUUGUCUUUUCCUCCUCAUUGCUCUCACAAGCUCCAGCCGCUCGAUUGAUCCGCAUAUGGUCCUUUAAAGAAGGCUGUAAAUACCACGUGUGAUGCGUGGAUGAGAAACAAUCCAGGAAAACCCAUGUCAAUAUACGAUAUACCGGGGAUUGUAGCGUCUGCUAUGCCCCUCGCUAUGACAUCUUCCAACAUUCAAGCCGGCUUUCGCAAAAGAGGAAUUUACCCAUAUAACCGGAAUCUGUUUACUGAGAUCGAUUUUGCUCCUGCAUUUGUAACAGAUAGACCUAAUCCGGACAAUACAACUGAAAGAACAGAUAGACCUAAUCUAGAAAAUACUAUUGAGUCUGCAGUUGUUCCUAUAUUUAAUGAUAAUCCAAACGUAGAUGAAACACCACCACUAUCGCCUUCUCUUUUAACUGAAGAAUUACAGUGCUCUCUCCCGACAACAGUUGAACAACAAGCUCGCCUUGACUCACCAGUUCCAAUAAUCCAGCAAGUAAACGUUCACGAACCAGAAGAAA